AUGAGUACCGCUCUGUACGUCGACGCCGGCAUUCAGGCAUCCAAGUACUGCAAUGUCGGAACAUUUGCUGUUUUAGUUUUUGAUUACUGCGUUACUCUAGAGGCAGAGUCGCAGUGGAUCUGGCACCGGAAAUGGACGUUUGUGCGAUUGAUAUUCACCAUAUCGUGGUACUUGCCAUUUUUUGGCAUUGGGAUGACGUUCGCGGGUGAGCUAGUCUUGAUGGUUGACCGGCUUUUCACAAAAGUUGCUCAUGGCCGACGCGCAGCUACGCUUCGAACUCAAUACUAUCCUGGUGAAAAUUGUGCUGAGUAUGGAACAGCAUCCAAUGUGUUGCACAUUCUGUCCGUUGUAGCCGCAGAAGGAUUGCUAAUAACGAGGAUUUAUGCAUCAUGGAACAGUAAGCGUCUUUUGACAUCCUUACUAGCCUUUUCUGUGAUUUGUGUGGUCACUUCUUAUAUCCUCUCGGACACUAAACUGGUGUCUAAUUCUACAAACACGACCCCGAUUUACUUGCCGAACAUGAUCGGGGUUAACAUACCGGAUCCGGGCGAUUGUCUUUUCAUGGGUGGGAGAAACAACGUCUUCAACUACGCUGCGUUGUUACUCUUUGAACUGGUUCUCUUCUGCUUGAUGUUGUUCAUUAGGUUCGGAAUGUACAAGAAUACUGUCGGACCACUCCAAAAAACAUUUUUCAAAGAUACGAUGAAAUAUAUGAUUUGCAUCAUGAUCAUGUCUUCAUUCAGUAUCCUCUUGACUAUGUUUCCUCCGGUUACAUGGGUUGCCAUCACAGAUUCUCCACAGAUCGUCAUUCACAGCGUCUUGGCCUCUCGGAUACUUUUCAACCUACGGGAAAGUGAAGGACACAUGGGAGCGCAACACACAUCGGCCGCGGCAGAAGUAUCUGAGAUUCAGUUCGCAGGAGGUCAGCUCUCGACGUCGAGAUCGGAGGUUUGA
Messenger RNA from Suillus paluster, 954 nucleotides. RefSeq lists its product as uncharacterized. Lineage: Eukaryota; Fungi; Basidiomycota; Agaricomycetes; Boletales; Suillaceae. The transcript is spliced from 14 exons. The record is from RefSeq and is a predicted model, not a curated record. Bases 1 to 954 code for a protein of 317 amino acids.